GAACUCCAACAUCAAAUACUCGCCACCCAAGCAGCAAACACGCACGAAAAUUAUACCAUGAAGAUACCAGAACCGGUGGAACUAUUAAUUCAACAAAAAAAACCACCAGAGACAAUUCAAUGAUUGACAACGAAACUCCAAAACCGGUGGAACCAUACCAAGAUCCUAGUUCAACGAAACACCAUACUCGACACCAGAGACGAAGGUAUUCACGAUUCCAAGGUAUUUCUCCAACAACGACCAUGUCAACGAUGAAGGUAUUUCAAAUCCCAACUGGUAACGAUGGCACCAACGACGUAG
Molecule: messenger RNA, 300 nt
Organism: Dentiscutata erythropus
Lineage: Eukaryota; Fungi; Glomeromycota; Glomeromycetes; Diversisporales; Gigasporaceae
Source: the annotation of a GenBank genome assembly